Molecule: messenger RNA, 2349 nt
Organism: Bombyx mandarina (wild silkworm)
Lineage: Eukaryota; Metazoa; Arthropoda; Insecta; Lepidoptera; Bombycidae
Molecular function (GO): RNA binding
Source: RefSeq, a predicted model, not a curated record
UUAAUAUAUGAUUAUACAUAGUCUACUCAAAGAUUGGGAAUGCUUUAGAUCAAAUAAAAUGAUUCACCAACGUGCGGAAAUGGACAGAAUGAUCGAAUUGAAUCAUUUUGAGUCGCUCGCUUCAAUAGAAUACAUAAUUUAAAGAGUCAACAACAACAACAAGUCAACCAGUCAACAAUCCACAGUAAUCCACACAAGUUUCUGACAGGCCAAGGCAUACGUUUUACUAAUAAAACCUAUUACAUACUAACUUUCGAACCAGAUGUAAUGUCGUCCAAAUCUUUGAGAGUAAUUCCUAGCACAGUGGGCUAUGGAAAAUAUACUAGGACCUUUGACUUCACGGAGUUUUACAAAAGCACAUCAGAACUUCCCAAAAGAUGGGAAAAUAAUACUGCAGGUAGUUCUGCAGAUACACAGUUAAAUAAUGUGGAUAUUAGUGAAGAAACUAAACUUAAAAAAAAGAAGAAGAAAUCGAAAAGAGAUUCUUCAAAUGUCUCUGAAGCAAUAGUAAAAAGCUCUAGCAUAAAUUCUAAUGUGAAAUUGAAAGGGAUCUUAAAAGUAUCUCCAGCUCCUGAAGAUUGUACAAAAGACACAGCCAGCACAAAUCAAAGCAAUCGCAAUUCUGACAAUGAUAUAAAAGAUGGUACAAAAGAGGCAGUAACAAAGCCAAAUAAAAGAAGUAAGUCUUGUAGCUUCAUGCUUGAAGAUACUCAGGAAAUAGCUGUUAAAAAACCUAAAUCAGAAGGAUCAUUUGUUGAAAAUAGAAAAAUGAAAGACAGCCGAAAAGAACAUCAGAAAUCAAUUGAUGGUCAGAAUGGUAAUCAAUAUAAAACUAAAAUAUAUAGGAGCCAGAAACAUUCCUCUAAUAAUCGAUCACAAGAUUCUGAAGAUACAAAAGCUCUUGAAAAAUUAACAAAACGUAAGAAACUAAAAAGACUAAGUCAAGAUACUGAACAAACAGCAGAAGAAAAUACAGAACAAGCAACACGGAAGAAACCAAAAAACUCAAAAAAGAAGCGGCAUCAAGAGAUGGAACUUGAUGAAAAUGAAACUAAAGCAGAAGUAAAAACUGAUAUCUUAACAGAAAAUUUAGAAAAUCUUAACAUUGGUGAUAAUGCUCACACACUAACAAACCUACUUGACGAAAUGGCAGUAGUGGAUAAAUCAAAAAUAGAAAAGAAACAAAAAAGAAAAGAUAAAAAGAAAAUUGGCACAGAAAGAGAUAAAGACUUAGAAAAAGAAGAGAAUGAGAAAGUUAAAUGGAGUAAAAGGAAAUGGAAUAAAGAUAAAAAAGGAGGUAUUGAGAAUGAGAAUUUAGACACAACUGUUGUCAUAGAAAAUUUACCUAUUUCUAUAAUGUUAACAUACAAGAAGUUGUUGACAGAUCAUUUUGUGAAAUAUGGACUCAUAAAGAAUAUUGGAAUAGCCGAAGUAUAUCCUACUGAGGAAUCAAAACCAGUGUUUACAACUACUAUUAAGUUUUAUAGUGAUGGAGCUGCCACAGAGGCAUUAAAUGAGGACAAUGCUACGUUCGAAGGCAGCAGUAUACGGGUGAAGCGACCCUUACCUGCCACUGAAACCACCAUAGUACUCCGGUCAUAUUCAGAAUUAAAUGAACAAACUGUGUGUUCUCUCUUCACUGGAAUCGGCAAGAUAAGGAGUAUAAGGUUAAUUAUUAAAGGAAGGAAAUCUUUAUCGACUGCAUUCAUCGAGUUCGCCGGUACAGAGUCGGUGGAGAAGGCUCUGCAGAAGGCUGCUCACAUUAAAAUAGGAAAGAAGAAAGUCCACGUCGCGAGAUAUCAACCGCGUGAGAAGAAACUUAAAUCUGAUGAAGGGCAAAAGGAAAGCGACUCCGAGUGAAGUGACAUCCUUGGGGAAACAUUAUUAUGAACUGCCCACAGCAUACUUUUGUAACUAAAUAUUUCUAAUAAUAAACUUAAGUAAACAUUGAUCACCUCUCACCAUCAAAUAAUUAAGGGGCAGAAUCAAAUUUUCGAACGCAAGCAUUGCACUAUUAUUAUAGCUUAAACAGGGCACGGAGCCUACAGUCUGUUUAAGUGGUUACCUGCGCUUAUAUACAUCAAUAUGUGAACCAUGUUGAAUAAUAUGGUCGAAAUUUCAAGUGUAAUGUGUAGUGAAAAGGUAUUGUUUAAUCGUAACAGAUCCAGAAAACGUAAUAUCAUUUUGUUAUUGACGUUUGACUCUCAAUGUAUAGCGUACUCAACUCAUUGUAGCUCUCUUGACUGAGUUUGUGGUGACCUGUGUGCUUAGUGCAAGUUUUUUAACGGUCUCGUUAGCGUAAAAGAGUCGACUAUUAUCAAAGCCGGCAAUGUGACUUUUUGACAAUUG